Messenger RNA from Rhipicephalus microplus (southern cattle tick), 1614 nucleotides. RefSeq lists its product as uncharacterized. NCBI's taxonomy places the organism in Eukaryota, Metazoa, Arthropoda, Arachnida, Ixodida, Ixodidae. The record is from RefSeq and is a predicted model, not a curated record. Gene Ontology annotation, cellular component: trans-Golgi network.
AUGACCCACCGAUCUGUGUGGAGAGCAGAAAUAAAGGGGCACUGCUUAAGGCCGACAAGCACCGAUUGUUCCUGGUACUUUCAAUUCUGCAAUGAGGUGCCCGUGAAUCCCUGUGGCAUCGGGCACGCAUGCGAAGUCAAUACCAGUGGUUUGGAUCCACUCUCCAUAGGAACCUUCCAGAAAAUACUUCCUCUGGACCGCUCAAGCUUCGCAGUAAGGUUUGAAGAGCCCGUCCAAGGCAGCCUGGUCAACAUAACCAAAUGCAAGGAUAAGAAAAUCACGGUCAAUAUGAUAUUUCGUUGCGACGUGGAAAGGAACAUUGUCGUCGGGCCAGGAGCCGAGCUAACAAAGAUUAAUUACACUCCACUCAUCAUUUCUACAGACUGCGAGCGCAACCUCACAGUCCCAUUUUCGGGUGCCUGUACCCCAGAGGCGCCCACUGAUGGUCUCAGUGCUGGAUCCGUUUUACUAAUCCUGUUCUUCAUCGCUCUCCUGGUGUACCUGGUCGGCGGUAUCCUGAUCAACCACAACAACGGGGCCCGUGGCUGGGAGAUGGUGCCCCACCACCAGUUCUGGAGCGAGCUGCCUGGACUCUGCGUGGAUGGCUGUGUGUUUUUUGUCAAGUACAUCACCUGCCAAGGUGGCCCGGUGAACUACGGUUUGACUGGAGGAGGCGGGGGACCGAGGAGCUAUGACAACAUCUGAGCAUCUGCUCACUCCAUUUGAGAAGACAAAGGAAGGAAAUCAUUCAAACAGAUUGUCCGUGCACAGGUGUAGGGGGUGUCAGGUGAUACCAACUUGUGUUCCCCAGUGCGAUGAUGGUCAUGGUUGCGAGACGUCCAGUCCACACACCUCUGCAGGCUCACCCGUGAUAUUGUUUGUGCCUUGUUUUUUCAAUCCAAGCACCACGCACCAACUCAUCUCGCAGCGUACGUACGAAUUCACACACAAAUAUAGCGUGUGAACUGAGAAACCUUGUUCGAUGGCGCAAUGUGCAUGUUUAUAGAGUUCUUCGGCAUUGCAUGGAGCACUGGAAUAAUGUUACAUUAUUUAAUCAAAUAUAUUUUAGUGAAUCUCACCUAUGUGGCCCUGUGAAAUUAAGUGCCUUGCCACACGUAGAUUUCUUCUUUUUAAUACACAAGUAUUUGCGGUAGUAUACACAGUAGCAUUUUGUAUAAUUGCAUUUUUGAUAGACUCGUUUUUGUAAGCAUCCUCGUGAUGAAUUCAAGUUGUGCAAUACUGUUUGUUGUUGUUGUGUUUGCUUGUGCAUGCAUAUACUGUUUUUUUAUACAAUUGUUUUGGUGUGUGGUAACUGCAAUGCUUGGCUGCACGGGAUUCUCGGAAGACGGUCCAUCAAGUAACUCUGAUGCAGUCAAGCUGGUUCCUAGAUCUUGUCAAGCUGUGUGCCAUCCGGUGUAGUGUUAUUUGGUAGUGACAAGAAAUUAAAAAAAAUUGUUGCGUUACUUAAACUGCAAUUUUUUGUACAAAUCACCUUUUGGUGUUCCAUAGUUACAGCAUGGUGCGUCCAUGUCAAGUGAAUAACAGCGUGAGAAAAAUGAGCUAAUGCACAUUAUUUACAAGACAUUUAAAAAUAAAAGUUAAAUUUGUGAUUCU